AAAACAAGUGAGGUUUUGUGUGAACUGAAAUUCUACAACAAAAUAGUGUACACCCAAAAUUCUCCCUUAAGGAUUGCAGGAGCCUCAUCCAGUGUUACCUGCAUCAAUGGCUACUUCCUCAGCUACUGCUCUCUCAUCAUUUCUCUUCCACACCAUCCCAAUCAAAACUUGUCCUAUCUAUUCUGCACAUUCUUUACUUUCAUUCUCAAAUCAUAAAAUUUGGAAUCCCAUUUCGGGCACUUCGUUGAAAAUACGACCUUCGGCUUCUAGCAGUCUCAGGGCACCAACUCGCCUCCUCCGCUGCACCUCUCCUCACACUAUCUCUACGAGCGAGACCCAUUAUGAGUUUUUUGAUGGGUCAUCUGAUGUGGAGCUGCGGUUAGAUCUUGGCAAUGGAGGAGACAUAAGUCCUAAAGACAUAUUUAUUGAUUCAAAUGAGAGUUCAUUAACAAUUAGAAUGCAGCAUUCUGGAUCCAUUCGAACUCUAAUGGAGACCGGUGUUUUGUAUGAGAGGAUAAAGCCUUCUGAGACCAUAUGGUGAACUGAAUGGUAUAUAGAUGAUAAUCAACUGGUUAUCAGCCUGAAGAAACUAGAUCCUGAAGUGAAAUGGCCUGACAUUGUGGAGUCAUGGGAAUCCCUAACCACAGGAGUUAAGGAACUUCUCAAAGGAACAUCUAUAUACUUAGUUGGAGAAUCUACAGAUACCAAUCAGACAAUAGCUCGAGAACUAGCAGUUGGUAUUGGGUAUACUCCACUCAGUACAAUGGAUCUCUUGGAAGCCUAUACCAAGGAAUCCUUUGAUUCAUGGGCAAGCAAGGAGGGACCCGAUGCCGUGGCAGAUUCAGAGAGUGCCAUAUUUGAAAGCCUCAGUAGCCACACCCGUGCUGUAGUGGCAACUUUAGGAGGAGAGAUGCAUGGUGCUGCUAGAAGAUCCAACAGAUGGCGACAUCUCUUUUCCGGGUUCACAAUCUGGUUAUCUCAAUCUCAAGCUACAGAUGAAGAUAUGGCCAAAGAGGAAGCCCGGAAGCAGAUGGAAGGGUAUCUUCAAGGUUACUCUAAUGCUGAGGUAGUAGUUAAGCUUGGAGGCUGGGAUCCUACAUACUCCAAGACAGUUGCUCAAGCUGUACUUGGUGCCCUAAAACAGUUAAUUGUGUCAGAUAAAAACCUCUCAGGUAAAAAGAGUCUAUACAUAAGAUUAGGGUGCCGAGGUGACUGGCCAGAUAUCAAACCCCCAGGCUGGGAUCCAUCAACGUCUGAAAGAACUUCUGUAUUGUAGAUUGGUAGUCUGUAUUUAUUAUUGGGUUUGUGCCAUUACUAGGGGACUUUUUGUUUCAAUUUAUCAGAUACUGCAAGUUUUGUCGUAUUGGCUUUUCCAGCAGUUUUAUAAAUGCGAUAGUAGAGAAACAGAUGUGCAUUAAAAUGAUAAAAUUGCUGCAGAAUAUCUGCAAAACUAAUGAUAUUGAUGUAUUGACUAUUGAUAAAACUCAAAGUCCAAUACUCCAAUGUGACAACUAAAACACGAAAG
Messenger RNA from Cuscuta epithymum, 1525 nucleotides. The record is from the annotation of a GenBank genome assembly. Lineage: Eukaryota; Viridiplantae; Streptophyta; Magnoliopsida; Solanales; Convolvulaceae.